Paramisgurnus dabryanus is the source of this 2226-nucleotide messenger RNA. RefSeq names its product transmembrane 6 superfamily member 2b (gene tm6sf2b). Gene Ontology annotation, cellular component: endoplasmic reticulum membrane; endoplasmic reticulum-Golgi intermediate compartment membrane. NCBI's taxonomy places the organism in Eukaryota, Metazoa, Chordata, Actinopteri, Cypriniformes, Cobitidae. Gene Ontology annotation, biological process: regulation of lipid metabolic process; lipid homeostasis. The record is from RefSeq and is a predicted model, not a curated record.
AUGGCACAGGAGAUAUGCGUUUUUCUGUUUUCAUUGACAGCUCUUGGUGUUCUUUACAUUAUGAACAAUGUGCCAGCAUUUCAAGAGCCGGUGGUUAUUCUGGAGAUUGGAGUGGCUGUUCUUUUGGUGGUGUUCAUUUUGGUCUACGCUGCUACUCGCCACAAUCCCCCCAAAGAUCCUUUGUUCUACGUUUUUGCCGAAUUUUCCUUUACUUGUGUCAUUGACCUCACAAGUGCUUUGGAAUACGACGGCUUCAUCUCUGGAUUCAUGGAGUUUUACCAGAAAACGGGUGAGCCGUAUCUCGGUACGCUGUAUGCCAUCAUGAUGUGCUACUGGGAUGGCAUUGUGCACUUUAUCAUCUACCUGAUGUUGGUGCACCGCAUGUCAAACAGGAAACAGUACCGUACAUUGGGGCUUUUUUGGUCUGGAUCACUGUGUGCCAAUAUGAUCGUGUUUGUGCUAGGAAUAGUGGCUGGUACAUAUGGCUCAGAGAUUCGUCCUGCCUUCUGGCUAAACAUGCCCUUCUUGCUGGUACCCAUAUGGGGAGCGGUGUCCCUGUUCUCCAGGCCGAAGGACGUGCCUCUUGUGGGUGCAUUCAAGGCUGAACGUGAACAGAAAAAGGUUUUAAUAUGGCGUCCAGUGGACCUGGGUCUUGUAAUUUACUUAGUGGCUGCCAUGGGCUUCAGUCUCUUUAGAGGACUGGCAGUUCUUGAUUGUCCACUGGAAAUACUCGACAGAUAUGUGACAGAGUACGAACCAUAUCUGAAGGAUCCUGUGGGCUUUCCCAAACUUAUGAUGUUGUUGCUGUUGUUCCAUGGGUUUCCAGUGCUGGGUUCGUUUGUAUUUGGGCUGUGCACACCAGGCUGCAGCUGGAUGCUGGACUGGACGGUGUUUUUUGCAGGUGCCAUUUUACAGUGCCAGUGGUGUCAUGUAGGAGCUUCCCUGCACCCACGUACCAAAGAAACGUUCAGAACCCCUGCCACGUCCCUGCUGCCCGUCUUCCUGCUCAACCUGCUUUAUGCCGCUGGUCCCGUCCUGCUUGCCCUGCGCUGCCAAAGAGACCCAGAAUAUUUCCUUACUAUUGCACCCAAGGGCCAAACUAACCAUGAGAAGAAAUUACGCUAAAUGCUAAGCUAAUUGUUCAAUUUUUGGGUUUAAUAACCCAAAGGUUGGGCUCGUCCAUAUUUGACCCAACCAUGUUGAUCAUGCAUUUUUUACAGUGUUUAGUUCAAAUAGGAUUGAUGAUGCUCAGUAUAUAAAGCAAAUUUCAAGAUUUAAUUGGCAUUUGGGAGCACUACACAUUAGUACUGAAAGAUUUUUGACGUGUUUGUGUUAUAUGUUAUGUUACAAUACAUUUUUGGGGUCCUGAAAAGCCAAACUUUUGAAAUUGGUUUCAACGUGCAAGUUUUGAAAAUGACUGUUUAAAUGACAAAAACUCAAAUCUGUAAAAAGGUGACGUGAUGUGCAAGGCGAUGUGACGUAUGUUUUCGCGGUUACGCGUAGGGAUGGAACUUAACUUCCGGUCUUUCUUUGUUCAAUGGUCUGGCUUGUGGCUAAUAUAUGAACUUUGAACAAAUACCUCAUCGAAAAUAACACAUUUUUUGGUUUCCCAAAGAUCAGGAAAGAUUGCAAUCAUGUAUGUGAAUGGAGUUUUGGCAGCCAAUAUACAUUAUAGUACACAUUUUAAACAGUAAAGCUAGCUCAGUGGCUAUCUUUAGAUGCACAAAAUUUGAAUUUAAUCCGAUUUAAGGUUACGACAAUACAGUUUACAUGCACCCAAAACAUUGCAAUCUGAUUCAAAUGUUUCUUUACAUGUACAUUCUAUAUAAUCCGAACCGAACGUCUGCGCAAGCACACGGCCAGGGUUGCCAGCUUCGCGUAUCAAAAUCAUCCAAUGAUCUUUCAAAACUAGCCCAAAAGCAUCCCAAUGAAUAUUCACAGCCCAAAUACCAAUAACUAAUGAACGAAAUCCUGUCAUCUAUAACCCGCAGAAAAAAAACAACCUGUGAAGACUUGCCCAAAUCUGAACUCGAAAAAAGCAGAGGACUUGGCAACGCCACCCAGUGCACAACAUCUCUCGAUAAGUUCACGCUUUAUCUCUGAAAAAAAGUACAAAGCUGAGUUGGAGAAAGUUGUUGUUAAGAAGUUUUCAGAUUGGCAAUGAAAAAAACUCAAUUUUCAAAAGGUGCGACGCUAUUUUAUUGCUGUAUGUAGAAAUUUAUUGAA